AUGUGAAUGGUUUCAGAUACAGACUGUACAUGGCUCAGCAAGUUGCCAGGAAAAAGUUGACUAAAGUGCAGUCUAAAAUGAAAAAGCGUUACGAUUGUAAAACUGAGAAUAAAGAAUUUUUUCCUGGAGACAAAGUGUUGGCACUGACUCCACUUCUCACAUCUCCCUUUCAAGCAAAGUACUCUGGGCCCUACGCAGUGUUAGAAAGGUUGUCAGAUCAGAAUUAUUUAAUCUCUACACCUGCUCGUCGAUCUGAUAAAAACCUGUUUCAUGUAAACCUCUUGAAACCUUAUGUGUCUCGUGACUUAUCGGAUGGAGUGUCUGCAAUGAGUGCUGCUAGUCAUCCUGUUUGUUUGUCAAUAUCGUCAGGUAGGGAGAGAGCGACCGGCUGUACAUUCAGAAGGGCGUCUGCAGUCGUGGGCGUGGACUGGUUUGGCGUCCUCCUCUUCCUCCUUCCUUCCACCAUGCUCUGGGCGCGUGGCACGGACUGGCGUCGCGUGCAGCGGAGCACCAUCUUUCAUUUUUUUCUUUUACUCUUAGUUUAGUUUAAAUAAAUGCUUUUGUUUUGAUAUUUUAA
Austrofundulus limnaeus is the source of this 577-nucleotide messenger RNA. RefSeq lists its product as uncharacterized. The record is from RefSeq and is a predicted model, not a curated record. NCBI's taxonomy places the organism in Eukaryota, Metazoa, Chordata, Actinopteri, Cyprinodontiformes, Rivulidae.